Molecule: messenger RNA, 684 nt
Organism: Lactuca sativa (garden lettuce)
Lineage: Eukaryota; Viridiplantae; Streptophyta; Magnoliopsida; Asterales; Asteraceae
Source: RefSeq, a predicted model, not a curated record
AUGGCUGCCUACUGUCAAGAAGUCAAGAACCUUUCAGACCAACUCACUGAUGUGGAUGCUCCUGUUGAUAAUCAACGUUUGGUGCUGCAACUUAUCGUUGGCCUUACAGAUCAAUACGAUAGCAUUGCUACCCUUCUCCAACAAUCCACACCGCUUCCUGACUUCUACACUACCCGAUCAAAGUUAUGUCUUGAAGAAACUAGGAAAUCUCUACAAACACCCACUGGCAAUGCCCUUACAGCUUCAUCCGUCACCACUGUCGCAUCGCAAUCAGCCAAUGUCGUGACUUCUGGCACUCACGGUCAGCGUGAUAUCUCAGACACGCCCCAAUCUCACCAUCCUCGGUCUUCGGUUAGAGGCGCAUCUGAAGGUCUUUAUCGUGGCAGGGGCAGGGGCAUGCGCGGAAGGGGUCGGGGACGCGAUCGUGGGCGCGGAUCAUACACUCAACAGCAGCGGCCGCCAUGGAUGAAAUGGAAUGGCCCUACUUGGAAUUCUCUGCUGGUUCCAUACCUUACAGCUCCUCGUUAUCAGUUUCGCCCACCGACAGUUGGUAUUCUGGGUCAUUCUCCUGCACAUGCUCCUCGUUAUCAGUUUCGCCCACCGACAGUUGGUAUUCUGGGUCAUUCUCCUGCACAUGCUUAUGCUGCCGCUGAAGCUUCAUACACUCCCACCAAUAUCGAAUAG